UGUACAGAAAAUUUACUUGCACGCUCAUAUUUUGACCCACGCGAAGCAUAUCCUGAUGGUAGUACAAAAGAGAAACGUAGAGCUUAUAUAGCUACAGCACUUGCUGGUGAAGUGUCUGUAGUACCAUCGAGUAGGUUACUUGCGCUAUUAGGACAAGCAUUAAAAUGGCAGCAGCAUCAAGGUUUACUUCCACCUGGUACUACAAUAGACUUGUUUAGAGGGAAAGCAGCAGUACGAGAUCAAGAAGAUGAGAAAUAUCCAACACAACUUUCGAAACAAAUCAAAUUUGGACAAAAAUCUCAUGUGGAAUGUGCAAGAUUUUCACCCGACGGUCAAUAUUUAGUUACCGGAUCUGUUGAUGGAUUUAUCGAAGUUUGGAAUUUUACAACUGGUAAAUUUAGGAAAGAUUUAAAGUACCAAGCACAAGAUAACUUUAUGAUGAUGGAGCAAGCAGUAUUAUCAAUGGCUUUUAGUCGUGAUAGUGAAAUGUUGGCUGGUGGUGGCCAAGAUGGAAAAAUAAAAGUAUGGAGAGUACAAAGUGGACAGUGUUUAAGAAGAUUUGAAAAGGCUCAUUCAAAAGGUGUUACGUGUAUCCAGUUUAGUAGAGAUAAUAGUCAAAUACUCUCUGCAUCGUUUGAUACUACAAUAAGAAUACACGGGCUUAAAUCUGGAAAAACGUUAAAAGAAUUUCGAGGACAUUCAUCUUUUGUGAACGAAGUCGUCUUUGCACCAGAUGGACACAAUGUAAUAAGUGCUUCAUCCGACGGAACCGUAAAAAUUUGGAGUUUGAAAACAACGGAAUGUGCGGGCACAUACAAAUCUUUAGGUGCUGCGGAUUUAACUGUAAAUAGUAUACAUCUUUUGCCUCGAAAUCCCGAACAUUUUGUCGUUUGUAAUCGCUCGAAUACGGUAGUAAUUAUGAAUAUGCAAGGCCAAAUUGUAAGAUCAUUCUCAAGUGGUAAACGGGAAGGCGGUGACUUUGUUUGCACGGUUGUCAGUCCAAGAGGUGAAUUUAUUUACUGUGUUGGUGAAGAUCUUGUGCUUUAUUGUUUCUCUACAUCAUCUGGAAAACUCGAAAGAACUCUCAAUAUACACGAGAAAGACGUAAUCGGCCUAACGCAUCAUCCCCAUCAAAAUCUUCUGUGUUCUUACAGUGAAGAUGGUCUCUUAAAAUUAUGGAAACCCUAACUUGUUAUAAAUACACUUACAUGUUUGAUAUUACUCUA
Messenger RNA from Megalopta genalis, 1226 nucleotides. Lineage: Eukaryota; Metazoa; Arthropoda; Insecta; Hymenoptera; Halictidae. The record is from RefSeq and is a predicted model, not a curated record.